Messenger RNA from Bombus impatiens (common eastern bumble bee), 2881 nucleotides. It is a transcript of the gene Pgm1, whose product is annotated as phosphoglucomutase. The transcript is spliced from 8 exons. Bases 387 to 2081 code for a protein of 564 amino acids. Gene Ontology annotation, molecular function: magnesium ion binding; phosphoglucomutase activity. The record is from RefSeq and is a predicted model, not a curated record. Gene Ontology annotation, cellular component: cytosol. Gene Ontology annotation, biological process: carbohydrate metabolic process. Lineage: Eukaryota; Metazoa; Arthropoda; Insecta; Hymenoptera; Apidae.
GGUCGAAACGUGAGCAACUGUUAACCAUGUUAGUUUGAUACUCUUUCGUUUUCAUAUCUUAAAAUCAUGCAUCCGCUUUGAUUUUUUACAUUCUUCUUCCCUCUUUUUUGUUUAUUUAAAAUGGAAGAAAGGCAACAUAUCAAUAUGUAUAAUUUAAAGUUUCUUUGUUCUAUUAUGCUACUGCAUUAGGUGCGUGCUUUUAAGAUGUGAGAACGAACGAUGGUGUAUAUGAUUUUAAACAUUAAUUGAAACAUUAUAUAAAUAGUAGUGGAAAUUAAUAUCAUGAAAACAAGUUUAAUAUCCUUUGAGAUCUUAUUUUGACGAAACUUAGCGAAAGGAAUUUCGAUUUAUAUAGUGGAUAUCACAUUAAGUGUAAUAUUUGAAAGAUGUCAAACGCAGUGUCGAGCAAAAUUGUAGAAACCCGAAUAUACGAUGGUCAAAAGCCGGGUACGUCCGGAUUGCGAAAAGCGGUGAGGGUAUUUAUGCAAGAACAUUAUACAGAAAAUUUCAUUCAAGCAAUAUUGCAAGCUCUAGAAGAACAAUUGCCUGGAAGUACGUUAGUUGUUGGUGGCGAUGGAAGAUAUUAUGGAAAAGAUGUGGUUAGAAAGAUCAUCAGGAUUGCUGCAGCAAAUGGAGUAAAAAGAUUAAUAAUUGGGCAAAAUGGGAUACUUUCGACUCCAGCUGUGUCUACUAUAAUAAGAAAAUACAAAACUCUAGGAGGAAUUGUUCUAACAGCAUCUCACAAUCCUGGUGGACCCAAUGCUGACUUUGGCAUUAAGUUUAACUGCGAAAAUGGUGGUCCUGCUCCAGAUAAUGUCACAAAUAAGAUUUAUGAGAUUACUAAAGUGCUCAAGAAUUAUAAAAUUAUACCUGAUAUAACCAUAGAUAUAGACAAGAUACAAAGUACUACAAUUCAGGUGGAUGGAAAUCCAUUUACAAUAGACAUAAUAGAUUCUGUGAAUGAUUACUUAGAACAUAUGAAAAAUAUCUUUGACUUUUCUAGUAUCAAAACAUUAUUACAAGGAAGUAACAAUCGUCCUCCUUUUAAAGUUCUUAUCAAUUCAAUGAAUGGAGUUACUGGUCCAUAUGUAAAACGAAUAUUUAGUAAUGAAUUAGGUGUCGAUGAUUCAAGUACUGUUAAUGCAAUUCCAUUAGAAGAUUUUGGUGGGCUUCAUCCUGAUCCAAAUUUAACAUAUGCCAAAGAUUUAGUAAAUGCUAUGAAAAAUGGUCCAUAUGACUUUGGUGCUGCUUUUGAUGGGGAUGGAGACAGAAAUAUGAUACUAGGCAAAAAUGCUUUCUUUGUUACACCUUCUGAUUCAUUAGCUGUAUUAGCUGCUAACUUAAAUUCAAUACCAUAUUUUAAAAAGACUGGUAUUAAAGGAUAUGCUAGAUCUAUGCCAACAGGUGCUGCUAUAGAUAGAGUUGCAGCAAAAACUGGUGUUAAACUUUAUGAAGUACCCACAGGCUGGAAAUAUUUUGGUAAUUUAAUGGAUGCUGGUCAUCUAUCACUUUGUGGAGAGGAAAGUUUUGGCACGGGUUCGGAUCAUAUUCGUGAAAAAGAUGGAAUAUGGGCCUCUCUUGCAUGGCUUAGUGUAAUUGCAAGUCUUGGGAAGUCUGUAGAAGAUAUAUUAUUAAAUCACUGGCAGAUAUAUGGGAGGAACUUCUUUACAAGAUAUGACUAUGAAAAUUGUGAUUCUGAAGCAGCAAACAAAAUGAUGCAACACAUUGAAUCAGAAAUGGAGAAACCUGGGUUUGUGGGUUCAAAAUUAACAUCUGAAGGGAAAACAUAUGUUGUAAAAUUAGGUGACAAUUAUUCUUAUAUAGAUCCUAUUGAUGGAAGCCAAGCUAAUAAGCAGGGAUUAAGAAUUUUAUUCCAAGAUGGUUCCCGUAUAAUUUACCGUUUAUCUGGUACGGGAAGUUCUGGAGCUACUAUUCGUGUGUAUGUUGAUAGCUAUGAAGAUGAUACAGCAUCUUUAAACAAAGAUGCUCAAGACAUUCUUAAACCGUUGGUUACUAUUGCGUUAGAGAUAAGUAAAUUACGAGAAUUUACUGGUCGUGAUGUACCAACCGUGAUUACAUAAUACUAAUGAUUCUUGAUCGUUUAUCGUUAACAAAGAUAUAUAAAACAAAGAAAAAAGAGAUUGUUUUACAUUAUAAGCAACUUAAAUAAGAGAAAUGUCAUGCCUUGUAUAAUGACAUUAUGAAUUGCAAUUAUUACGCAAAAGAUCGUUGCAUAAAUACGUGAAUCACAAGUUCGAUAACAUUUUUCCUAAAAUUGUAUAAUAUAUAGAUAGAAUUGAAAUAAUAUUCAGUAAUAUUUUUAUGAUUUCGAUAUGAAAUAUUCGAAUAUUCAUCGUAGUAAUGGAACUUGUUUUAAUCAUAAAAUACUACAAAAAAAGUUUUAAUGAUAUAAUUCAUAAUGUCGCGCGUACAACUAUUAGAUAUUAAAUAACUUAACAAAACACCCAAUAUUAUAAAAAUGAACGGCAGCGUAUUUCAUAUCUUUUUAUAUAAAAUUUUUCAAAUUUUCAUUUGACUAUAAAAAUCUUUGAUAUGGUUGUUAUAUUCAAAAAUAGUUUACUAAAACAAAAAUAUACUUAUGUGUAGAAAAAUCUAAAAGAAUGUAUAGUCAGUAAUAAAUCUAAGAUCACGCGUAUCUUUAUACGUGGAACUGUUUGCCAAAGGUGUUCAAGCAUGCAUAAAGAUGGAAAUAGUUUAACCCUUCGUUAUUUGUAUAAUGUUGCAUAAAUUUAUAAAAAAUGUUCGCUUAAUGAUAAUUUGUAGGUUACAUUAAAUAUUAUUUUUACAACAGAAUUGUUUUAUAUUAUAAAAAAUAUUAAAUAUAUUUAGGAUUGAAUCUUUUUAUGUGUAAAGUAAUAAA